Trichogramma pretiosum is the source of this 3031-nucleotide messenger RNA. It is a transcript of the gene sax, whose product is annotated as activin receptor type-1-like. The record is from RefSeq and is a predicted model, not a curated record. Gene Ontology annotation, biological process: protein phosphorylation; dorsal/ventral pattern formation; cellular response to growth factor stimulus. Gene Ontology annotation, molecular function: SMAD binding; transforming growth factor beta receptor activity, type I; metal ion binding. Bases 448 to 2064 code for a protein of 538 amino acids. The transcript is spliced from 8 exons. Gene Ontology annotation, cellular component: BMP receptor complex; plasma membrane. NCBI's taxonomy places the organism in Eukaryota, Metazoa, Arthropoda, Insecta, Hymenoptera, Trichogrammatidae.
UACGGCGUUAGGCCAGCUGUUGAACUGCUGUGAAUAUGGCCGACCGGUGAAGUCACGCGAGACUAGCCUAGUUCGCAGCUCGAAUCGUAAUGUUUGUAUACUCGUAAGAUCACAGCAGGACACAAAAUUGGCUUCGAGUCUCGUAUUCUAGUGCUAGCGAGGGAUCGCUUUAUCAAAAGAAAAUGGUGAAAAUAGCAAGUGACUUUAUUCAAAGUUACGAGUUAGCGUCGAUAUUCCGUAGGAACACGGCUGUCUCUGAAUUAUAAUAUCCAAGCACGAGUGUAGUGCAGUUUCAGAGGAAUUAACCCGUGAGAUCUUUUGAAGAGAUAAACAAUUCGACGCUUCGAAGGAUAAAAGUCGGCCAGCAGCUGCAGCGAUGGAAGAAACAGCCCAGAAGACUCGCAUCGGCUGAAAAGUUUAUCAGUUUAUAUAUAAAUCUGAAGCCUAAUGUCUCCUCCAAGAAAGAUGCAGCCCAAAAUGAAGUGUUACGUUUGCGAAAAUGAUGAGUGUGACAAACCAAAGGUGUGCGAAAACGCCAUUUUGUGCUUCAAAUCGGCCGUAAGAGAGCACGAUGGUACGACGCGAAUCAGCAGAGGCUGUGUUCUGCAGCGAGAGCAUGUGCCUCUCUACUGCAACAAACACUUGGCGAGCGGCGCGUCCAACGACAACAUCCAAAUUGGCGCCGGCUCGUUCCAUACGAUUUGUUGUCAAGAGGAGUUCUGCAAUUCGGGACCCUUUCCAGAACUUCGAGGACCUCCACCAAGUGAUUUGAACAAAAUAGGUUUGCAUGCCAGACUUGUACUUUACAUGUUGCCACUCUUUGUUUUUUUCACCAUAAUCUUCGCAACGCUAUACCUCGUACGUAAGAAGAAACGAGAUGUUUCGACAUUACCUCGACGCGAUAAAAAGCUUGUCGAGACGGGUUGUGAACAACAAAUGCUCGUAUUUGCAACCGGCGCUAGCCCCAAUGGCCACGCUCAAGGUGCCAACAGCACCAAUGAAAUUCGUGCUACGGCAGCCGGAGACAGUACGCUUAAGGAAUAUUUGGAAGGGCAAAGCUUAACGAGCGGAUCGGGAUCUGGUCUGCCUUUGCUCGUUCAACGAACUCUGUCCAAGCAAGUGGCCCUGGUAGAGUGCCUCAGCGCCAGUGGUAAUAGUAUCAUCGGUAGCGGCAGUUUUGGCCGCGAGAUAUGGCGCGGAGUCUGGCACGGAGAGAACGUGGCGGUGAAAAUAUUUUGCUCCCGAGAUGAGGCCAAAUGGGCUCGAGAAACCGAAGUGUACUCUCAGCUUUUGCCUUCCAGACACGACAAUAUCCUCGGGUAUAUUGGCAGUGACAUGACCAGUAGGGCCAGCUGUACCCAAUUGUGGGUUGUCACGCAUUAUCACUCCUCAGGAUCUCUUUACCACCAUUUGCUUCACCUUGUUAAGGCCAUGAACCACGAACAAAUGUUCAAUAUUUGCUUGAGCAUUGCUAAUGGUUUGUUAUAUUUGCACACGGAGAUUCACGGCACUCAAGGCAAGCCUGCGAUGGCGCAUCGCAACCUCAAGUCUAAGAAUAUCAUUGUCAAAAACAAUGGAGCUUGUGCGAUUGCUGACCUCUCGUGUUGCGCUACACAAGAUAAACUCACCGAGAGGUUCGACACCAGACUAUCAUCGCGACGAUAUAUGAGCCCGGAACUACUUGACCAGACCUAUGACCACGAGUGUCUGGAGGGAUUCCGUCGAGCCGACAUUUACAGUCUUGGACUUAUUUUUUGGGAAGUUUGCACGAGAUGUUCUAGUAAUGGUGUUGCUUCUGAUUAUUCGGCUCCAUUCGCCGAAUGGCUUACGAACGACAAACAAGAGCCAACUUAUGAAGAAAUGGUUAAACUCGUAGUUACUGAUCAACGAAGACCUCACAUCCCCAAUCGUUGGCAUACGGACCCGAGUUUAUCUGGAAUGGCUCAUAUGAUAAGUGAAUGUUGGCACCAAAAAGCUGCAGCAAGACUUCCAAUCCUGCGAAUAAAAAAAACACUUGUAAAAUUAGCUACAAGUGACCCUGAUGUUGAUCUGCCCAUAGAUUAAAUUACGACAGUAAUUUUAUAAAUUUAAAAUUGUACAUAUUUAAUUAGUGAUAGUUAGUUUUUAAGUAAUUAAAGCAAAAAUUCAGUUUAAAUAAUGUGCUUAGUACGUUCAUACUGAGCAAAGAUUUGUUAAAAUUGGAAAAUACUCACUUCUCAAUUUUAUAGUAAUUUGGACUAAAAUUAAUCGACAUGAAAAUUUUAUGAAAAUUUUUAAUACCAAUUCUUUUUUAAAACUAAGUGAUAGUUAUUUAUCUCGUUAGACGAAUGUUCAUGCGAUAUUGUUAUUGAUAAUUAUUAAGUAAUUUUAUUAAUUUUUAGUGUAAUCCUCUUUUAGAAUUAUUUUCAAACUUCGGCCAAUCGAGAAGAUUAAUUGGUAUUUUAUGAAAGCAAUUACAUGACUUGUAAGAUGAUGAAUGGAACAACAUUUUAAAUCAAUUUUGUAUUUAAAUAUACAGUGCCAAAAUGAACUUGUACUGAUCGAUGAUAGGUGCUUGUACUUAAUUCAAAUGAAUUUAUACUGUAUUAUUUUAGCGAUUUAAAACAUAAAGUAAUUUAUGAACAUUGCAUCAAUGACAAAAGAGAUACUUAUCUUAACUUAUGGAAAAAUACUUGCAUUAAGGCCAAUAAAUAGAUAAAAUAUUUCAUUUAACUAAUUGAAUCAGCUUCUAAUUUUAAUUAUAUGCACGUACUCAAAUAGUGAAAUGAUUAUUUUAGUAAUGACAUGAACUCAAUAUAAUUAUGCGUUUGAAAAAACAUUCAGUGAUUUAAAUAAUUUUAUAUAAUUUAUGUUUUAUAACUGAUUAAUCAACGUUCGAAACUAAACUUUUAUGUUCAUAGUAAAUGUAACUCCUAGCUUAUAAAUAAUUCACCGAUCGGCUUAAAAAUAGAUAACAUUGUACCAACGUAAUUUACAAAUAAUUGAAUAUUCUAAAAGAUAUUAGAAAAAAAUGAAAAAAAUGAAAAAAAUG